Messenger RNA from Myzus persicae (green peach aphid), 1538 nucleotides. RefSeq lists its product as uncharacterized. Lineage: Eukaryota; Metazoa; Arthropoda; Insecta; Hemiptera; Aphididae. The transcript is spliced from 23 exons. The coding region runs from base 84 to 731 and encodes 215 amino acids. The record is from RefSeq and is a predicted model, not a curated record.
UCCUUUGAAUAAAACAUUCAUUAUUCGGUUGGAUAGCAAUAUCGACGGUCGUCGUUUUUACUCCAUUGUUUUAAUCCUACAAAAUGAUGUUCGGGACGAGUGUACUAGUCUUUGUAGUCACACUGAUGUCGAUUAUCAACCAUUCGUAUCUUAAUGUUUUAGUUGAAUUGCCAAGCAUUAAUGACAAAACAUUUGAAGAAUAUAUAGCGAAUGUAUUUGCUGCGACCAACACAGCGAGAGAUAAACAGUAUACCGAAGAUCAGUGCCAAAUGAUAUUAUAUGGUAAAUUGUUGACCAAACAAGAGUUCGAUGCAACAUUAAGUAAUUACAAUAAAUACAAAGGCAUGAUUAACGAAAGUAGAUUAUAUCAACAAAUUCGUAUAGAAUUAUCUAAUUUUACCGAUGAAACCAGUAUUUUGACGAGAAUUAGAUUAUUUCGAGAAUGUGGAACUUUGUUAAAAAAAACUGUUGAGGAUUACAUCAAAUUACGUGAAAAAAAGAAAGAAGAUUACAUUAAGAAACAGCAAGAGGGUACAAAAAGCAGUCCGAGCACCAAACCUGAAAAAACCGGUGAAGAAACAAGUUCUAGUCUAGGUUCUAGCACUGAACCUGAAAAGGACAAAAUUGUUGCUAAAUUUGAGGAAGAAAUAAAUUAUUUAAGAACACUUUUACCAAUGACUAGCGACACUGGGCGUAUACGUAUGUUAAUUUUUGCACAGGACUAUUAUUAAUUAAACUAUUUAUGAUUAUUCAUAACUUACAUUAUCAAAAUUAUUCAUACAUGAUUGUACUUUAUUUUUUAUCACAUACAGAGAGUUUAUUGUGUAAGUAUUAACUUUAGCCAAAUUAUUAGUCAAGGUAUAUUUAUGAAUGCCUACACAACAAUAAUUACAACUAUUUAUUAACAAGAGCUGCAAUAUUUAAGUAAAUACAAGAUAGAUAUAUUACACAAUUUGUUACUUUUAUAAGUUAUAAAAUUAGCAAAAAUAUAUUAUGAACAUUGAAUAAUUAAGAUGAAGAAGAAAAGGAAAAGGAAAAAAAAAGUAAUAAAAUAUCAUCUGCAGGCUAAAUUUUAAUAAUUACAUGUACCUACCAAACUAUGCCAACACGAAAUUUUUUUAGAAUUAAUUCGCAACUUAUUAAUUUAAAAUAUUUCAAGAUUUAAGCUUUAUAACACUGUAAACCUAUUAUAUACAUAUAAAUAUACAAUUAUUUUUAUAAAUGUUUUUGCAAUCAUGCAGUGAACACUUUAUGUAAGUUAUCAUUUUAAACACCAAAAUAUAAUUUAUUAAAUUAAGAUAGUAUAGUUUUUUUAAGUAUGCAAUUUACAAGCAUUUAAUAUAUUAAGACAAUUAUUUGUGUGUCAAAUACAGAACGGCAAUAAUAGUUGUUUAAAUCUUUAUUCGCUACACAACACACAUUAUAAAGUAUUAAAAUUUAUAUUUUUUUUAUACAUUUAUCUGUUUGAAUAUAUUAUAACUAAAUUGUAUAUCGUACAGAUGGAAAUAGUCAUAACCAAACUAAUGCAACGGAUGAAU